Molecule: messenger RNA, 1263 nt
Organism: Diutina rugosa
Lineage: Eukaryota; Fungi; Ascomycota; Pichiomycetes; Serinales; Debaryomycetaceae
Gene: RLM1
Product: Rlm1p
Exons: 1
Coding region: 1-1263 (420 amino acids)
Biological process (GO): positive regulation of transcription by RNA polymerase II
Molecular function (GO): protein dimerization activity; RNA polymerase II cis-regulatory region sequence-specific DNA binding; DNA-binding transcription factor activity, RNA polymerase II-specific
Source: RefSeq, a predicted model, not a curated record
AUGGGCAGAAGAAAGAUCGCCAUCGAGCCGCUUACUGACGACCGCAAUCGCACCGUCACCUUUGUCAAACGGAAGGCGGGCCUCUUCAAAAAAGCCCACGAGCUCGCGGUGCUCUGUCAAGUGGAUCUCGCCGUGAUUAUCGUCGGCGCCAACGGCAAGGUGUACGAGUUUUCGUCGGUGGACACCAACGAGAUCAUCCAGACGUACCAGCAGAAACAGGGGAACAUCCACGAGCGGAAACGACCGGAAAACUACGGAUACUACGCCAAGAAACGCCUGGCAAGCGCUAAUACGGACGCCGAGCCCCCACACGACGCCGGCGACGACCUGAGCGACGACGACCUGGCUCCAUCGCUGCCGCGGGAGCUGAAACGGCUAAAGCUUGAAGACGACGUCAAAUUGCACGCGCUGGACCAGCCGGUGUUCCCCUUUCGGACUAAAGACAGCGAGGGGCCAGCGCUUGCGGCUACCAACGCUACCGCUGCUAAAACCACACCUAGCCCUCCCCAGCGGCCUGUGCUUAGGGUACAGAUCCCCACCGACACCACGCCGCUGAAACCGGGGUCCGACUCAGCGAAAACCGUCACCGCGCAGCUGGCGAACCUCCCGGGGCAAUUGCGCUCGCAAACCGAGCCCGAUAAGCAGGCCAAGAUGUCGUUGGCGCCGCCAGUGGCCAAGUACCCCAACUACACUCUGUUGCGGCUGCCGGACCUGCGCAAACCGCCGGUACUCCUCCCCAUCCACGCCAAGUCGCAGCUGCUGCUGCCCCUGGACGUCACGGCGCCCAACCCGCUACCCAGCACUUACUACCAGCCCGUAGUGGUCGCAGGAAUGCCGCAGCAGCUGCCGCUGACAAUACUACCGACACCUUUAGUCAAUCAGGCGUUUGCACUGGCAAUUCCGGCUCAGUACAAUAGAGUGUUGUACCCAGGCGACCAGCAGACACCGAUAGAGCUUAGAUACGCCCAGGGGGAGAUGUUCCCGCUGCCACUGACGUUUUACCCGCCACACGACUGGCAGCUAUCGACGGGGAUGACUCCACUAAACCAGCAGGCACCAGGAGGAGCGUUUAAUCCACCGCCGCUGCAGCCAGGAGGCUCUCUGGGCACUCCAGGACUGGCGUCGCAACCAGCACCACCACUGGCGUUCCCCAACCAGGCGACUAUCGCCAAUUUUGGCCGGACGGUCCAGGCGGUGCAGCUGCGAGAUAACUUCCCCUCGCCCUUACACUUCAACAACUUCACCAACGACAAAGACAAAUGA